Messenger RNA from Anopheles arabiensis, 1518 nucleotides. RefSeq lists its product as uncharacterized. The transcript has 5 exons. Lineage: Eukaryota; Metazoa; Arthropoda; Insecta; Diptera; Culicidae. The coding region runs from base 223 to 1455 and encodes 410 amino acids. The record is from RefSeq and is a predicted model, not a curated record.
UUGAGUUCAGGCCGAAUUUGCUUCGCGACAUUGCUCCACUCUGCGACUGUACGGCCAUCGUCAGACUCGUCCCCCACCCCUCCAGCCAGGGUCACACAGAAGACGGGGGCCGUCAAACGUUAGCUUCCAGGGUACGGUGCGACACCGCACCAUCCCAUUAGUGUAGUGAGCGAGCAGGCCUACGGCAGCAGCAGCAACACCGUUCAAGUCGAUGUCGGGAAGAUGUCGGCGCUAAGCAAGUACUUCGAUCAGGCGCUCGCGGGUGCUACCUGCCGGGAGAUACUGCAUCCAGGCGUCGACUGUGGCCAGUUCGCGUGGCGUAACCUACUCGGUACGGUCCGGUCGAACGUGCACUUCUUCCUGCCGAUCUCGGUGCUCCGGCUGCUGUUGCUCAUCUACCAUCGACGGGCCGCUUCGCUAGCGAGCGUCGAGCAGACGACGCGUGAGUUCGCCGCCAUGAUGCUGAACGCGCUGUGCGUCGCCAACUGCUGGACCGGUGCGUUCUGUCUGAUGAUGCGCAUGACGGGCCGGAUCCAUGAUAACUUCUCCGUCUCGCUGGCACCGCUGCUCGGGUCCUGUGCCAUGUUUCUGAUGCCCGCGUACGUGCAGACGACCCACGCGAAGGCCAUCUUCGUGGCGAAUCUCGAGUGCUGGAUCAAGUCGCGCGAAAGCAAAGUGAUCGAGUGGAUGCGCGAGUCUCGGGUCGUGGGGACGGUCUGCUUUAUGCUGCUCAGUGCUGGCAUCGCACGGUACGCACGCAAAACGCGCCACCGGACGGAGUUUUGGUUCAUCCAGCCAAUUAGGCGAAACCGCAGCGACACGACGGCCGAGCAGAAGCUUAACGGGGACGAACAUCCGUGCCGACGGGUUUGCUUCCAUCAGGAGCCUAUCUGCGCACGUUACGUACUGAGCGGCAUGCGCACGUACUUUACCUUUGGCGCGAUUCUAGAGCUGGCAAGACGGCUGAUAGUGACGGUAGGCCAGUGGCAGCAGACUCCAGCGGAAAGGAUGCGCUCGCUACUUCGUCUGCGCUACCGGUUGAUACUGUUCUUGACGCUGUACAACGGAACUUUUCGGCUGGUAUCGUGUCUGCUGGCAAGGCACCGACAGCAGGUGAAGGAGUAUGAUAGCACCGUGGCCGGUUUCGCCAGUGGCUGCUGGUACGGCGUGUAUCCGAGCUACAACAUAUUCAACCUAGCUGUCUGUGCACUGACACAGACACACUGGAACUUUUUGGCGGAGAAGUACGCCAAGGUUGCGCUAGUACAACGACUCGAUCGUGUUUCCUUUUCCUCGCUCGUGUGGAUCGCCUCCAUGUGCUACGUUACGUACUCCCGUGCCUAUUACCCAUGGGCCAUGUCCAAAUUCGCCCACAAGUUUAUCGACAUCUGCUCGAAUUAUGCCUCUCGAACUGCAUCAGAAAACUUUGCUGCCCGAUAUCUUGCCCCACAUUGAGUCGCCGACGACGCAUUGGUUCCUACCAUGUUCUUAUCCCCAUCUCCCUAUUCUCAACUGUUC